GUUCUUGUACAUUUACAAAUCCAAAGUUUUCUUUGCAAUUCCAUUUUAAGCCUCUUGGAGAUGGCGAGAACCAAGCAAACAGCGAGGAAGUCCACUGGCGGCAAGGCUCCGAGGAAGCAGCUUGCAACCAAAGCCGCUCGGAAAUCUGCUCCGGCAACCGGUGGAGUGAAGAAACCCCACAGGUUCAGGCCAGGAACAGUGGCGCUUAGAGAAAUCAGGAAGUACCAGAAGAGUACAGAGCUUUUGAUCAGAAAGCUCCCUUUCCAGAGGCUUGUCCGUGAGAUCGCCCAGGACUUUAAGACUGAUCUGAGAUUCCAAAGCAGUGCCGUUUCCGCUUUGCAGGAGGCAGCAGAGGCUUAUCUUGUUGGAUUGUUCGAGGAUACGAAUCUCUGUGCUAUUCAUGCUAAGAGAGUCACCAUUAUGCCCAAGGACAUUCAGUUGGCCCGGAGGAUCAGGGGAGAGAGGGCUUGAUCUGAUUUCACUAUCAGUGUUCAAAUCGAAAAUUUCAGUUUCGUAG
This is a messenger RNA of Telopea speciosissima, 517 nucleotides long. RefSeq names its product histone H3.2. The record is from RefSeq and is a predicted model, not a curated record. The transcript has a single exon. The coding region runs from base 61 to 471 and encodes 136 amino acids. NCBI's taxonomy places the organism in Eukaryota, Viridiplantae, Streptophyta, Magnoliopsida, Proteales, Proteaceae. Gene Ontology annotation, molecular function: DNA binding; structural constituent of chromatin; protein heterodimerization activity. Gene Ontology annotation, cellular component: nucleosome.